Molecule: messenger RNA, 4530 nt
Organism: Nematolebias whitei (Rio pearlfish)
Lineage: Eukaryota; Metazoa; Chordata; Actinopteri; Cyprinodontiformes; Rivulidae
Gene: cps1
Product: carbamoyl-phosphate synthase 1, mitochondrial
Exons: 38
Biological process (GO): 'de novo' pyrimidine nucleobase biosynthetic process; L-glutamine metabolic process
Cellular component (GO): cytoplasm
Molecular function (GO): metal ion binding; carbamoyl-phosphate synthase (glutamine-hydrolyzing) activity; ATP binding
Source: RefSeq, a predicted model, not a curated record
AUGGUUACUGCUGCUCCGCUAAACCACCGCCUCAAAACAUCUUUAUUUAAGAUCCAUCACUCAACUUUAGAGAAUGUAUUAUUCUUGGGUGAGAUUUCACUUGUCAUCUGUCUGCUUUCUUUUAACUCCCAGGCUCAGACAGCCCACCUGGUCUUGGAAGAUGGUACCAGGAUGAAAGGAUUUUCCUUUGGGCACAAUGCUUCUGUAGCUGGGGAACUCGUCUUCAAUACUGGCCUGGUUGGGUACCCUGAGGCCCUGACUGACCCCAGCUACAGAGGUCAAAUCCUGACCCUGACCUACCCAAUUGUUGGGAACUAUGGGGUGCCCAACACCCAGGAGGUGGAUGAACUUGGCCUGAGGAAGCACGUGGAGUCUGACUACAUUCAGGUGUCUGGUCUACUGGUUCAAGACUACAGCCACGAGUAUAGCCACUGGAAUUCUGUCAAGUCUCUGGGUCAAUGGUUGCAAGAAGAGAAGGUCCCUGCGCUCUUUGGAAUAGAUACCAGAAUGCUGACCAAGAUUAUCAGAGAUAAGGGAACAAUUUUAGCAAAGAUUGAAUUUGAUGACCAGCCAGUAGAGAUAUCAGACCCCAACCAGAAUAACCUUAUGGCAGACGUUUCAACAAAGGAAAUAAAAGUGUUUGGAAAAGGCAACCCAAUCAAAGUAGUGGCUGUUGACUGUGGUAUUAAACAUAAUAUAAUUCGGCUGCUGGUGAAGCGAGGUGCAGAGGUACACCUGGUGCCAUGGAACCAAGACUUGUUGAGUUUAGACUACGAUGGCCUGUUCAUAUCAAAUGGACCAGGAGAUCCAUCUCUAGCCAAGCCUCUCAUUAACAACAUACGCAAGGUGCUGGAGAGUGAUCGCACUCAGCCGGUGUUUGGGAUCUGUAUGGGAAACCAAAUCACUGCUUUGGCUGCAGGAGCCAAAUCAUACAAACUGCCUAUGGGUAACAGAGGUCAGAACCAGCCAGUGUUGAAUGUGAUGACAGGACAGGCCUUCAUUACAGCACAGAACCAUGGUUACGGCAUAGACAGCGAGUCCCUGCCAGAAGGCUGGAGCCCACUUUUCAUCAAUGCUAAUGAUGGCACUAAUGAGGGCAUCAUGCACAACACUAAGCCUGUUUUCACGGCCCAGUUUCAUCCGGAGGCUAAGGGUGGUCCCACUGACACAGAGUUUUUAUUUGAUGCCUUUUUAUCUCUGAUCAAGAAAGGGAAGGAUGCCAACAUAGUGUCAGUCAUGCCAAAAAAACCCGACAUCCCCCCCAGAGCUCAGGUUUCAAAGGUCCUUGUACUGGGGUCUGGUGGACUUUCUAUUGGUCAGGCUGGAGAGUUUGACUACUCAGGAUCUCAAGCUAUCAAGGCCAUGAAAGAGGAAAACCUGAAAACGGUUCUUAUGAACCCAAACAUAGCGUCCGUUCAGACCAAUGAAGUGGGCACCAAGCAGGCGGACUCUGUCUACUUCCUGCCUGUUACACCACAAUUUGUAACAGAAGUCAUUAAAGCUGAGCGUCCAGAUGGGAUCCUGCUCUCCAUGGGUGGACAAACAGCCCUCAACUGUGGGGUAGAACUAUUCCAGAGUGGGAUCUUGGAGCAGUACGGGGUCAAAGUCCUCGGAACACCAGUGGAGUCCAUCAUGGCCACAGAAGACAGGCAGCUUUUUGCAGACAAACUUAUGGAGAUCAAUGAGAAGAUUGCACCCAGCGUUGCUGUGGUGUCGGUGUGUGAUGCCUUGAAAGCAGCGGAGCAGAUAGGGUACCCAGUUAUGCUCCGAUCAGCCUAUGCUCUGGGAGGUCUGGGUUCUGGUCUGUGUGCCAACAAAGAAAAGCUGGAGGAAACAGCCCAUAAGGCUUUGGCCAUGAGCAGUCAGAUUCUGGUGGAGAAGUCUUUACUGGGCUGGAAGGAGGUCGAAUAUGAAGUUGUGAGGGAUGUGGCUGAUAACUGUGUCACUGUCUGCAACAUGGAGAACUUUGAUCCUCUGGGCAUUCACACAGGGGACUCCAUAGUGGUGGCUCCGAGCCAAACGCUGUCCAAUGAGGAGUACCACAUGCUUCGUGAGACUGCCAUCAAGGUGGUACGUCACCUGGGAAUAGUGGGUGAAUGCAACAUUCAGUACGCUCUACACCCAUCAUCCUUGGAAUACUGCAUCAUCGAAGUUAACGCCCGGCUCUCGAGAAGCUCAGCUUUGGCAUCCAAAGCUACUGGGUACCCAUUAGCUUUUGUUGCUGCUAAGUUAGCUUUAGGAAUCCCCUUGCCAGACAUCAAAAAUGCUGUGUCGGAGAAGACAUCUGCCUGCUUUGAGCCAAGUUUAGACUACAUUGUCACCAAGAUUCCUCGUUGGGACCUUGACCGUUUCCAGGGCAUGUCCCUGGAAAUAGGCAGUGCCAUGAAGAGUGUUGGAGAGGUGAUGGCAGUGGGCCGGACGUUUGAGGAGAGCAUGCAGAAGGCCUUGAGGAUGUGUCAUCCAUCUGUGGAUGGCUUUGUUCCCCGGCUGCCACUCAAGAAAGCCUGGGGCAACACCCAGAACCUGCAACAGGAGCUGGCUGUGCCCUCCAGCACCCGCAUUUUCUCCCUUGCCAAGGCUCUGCAUAAUGGUAUGAGUGUUGAUCAGAUCCAUCAGCUGACGGCCAUAGAUAAGUGGUUCCUUCACAAGCUUCACAGGAUAACACAACUGGAACAAAACAUCAGAAACUACAAAAGUGAUACAGUACCCAAGGAAAUGCUUUUGAAAGCUAAGCAGCAUGGCUUCUCAGACCAUCAGGUCGGCCAGACUCUUGGCUGCAAUGAGAACGCAGCCAGAGAGCUGAGGCUCACUUAUGACAUCAGACCUUGGGUCAAACAGAUCGACACCUUAGCAGCCGAGUACCCAGCAAUGACCAACUACUUGUAUUGUACUUAUCAUGGUCAGGAACAUGAUCUAGAGUUCAAAGAUCAGGGAAUUAUGGUUCUUGGUUGUGGACCUUAUCACAUUGGCAGCAGUGUUGAGUUUGACUGGUGUGCAGUGUCCAGCAUCAGAGCCUUGAGACAAAUGGGCAAGAAGACUGUGGUGGUCAACCACAACCCUGAGACUGUCAGCACUGACUUUGAUGAGUGUGACCGUCUUUACUUUGAAGAGUUGACCCUGGAGCGCAUCCUUGAUAUCACCCAACAGGAGGGCUGUUCUGGUAGCAUUGUGUCAGUAGGAGGUCAGAUUCCCAACAACUUGGCCAUGCCGUUGCACCUUAAUGGAGUGAAGAUUCUAGGGACAAGCCCUCUGCAGAUUGACAGGGCAGAGGAACGCUCUGUCUUCUCCAGUAUUCUGGAUAAUCUUGAGGUGGCCCAAGCCCCUUGGAGGGCGCUGAGCUCACUGGAGGAUGCGUUUGCAUUCGCCAACGAGGUGGGUUACCCCUGUCUCCUACGGCCCUCUUACGUGCUCAGUGGCUCUGCAAUGAACGUUGCGUAUGGAGAAGAAGAAAUGAAACGCUUCCUGGAGGAGGCUACACAGGUAUCUCAGGAACAUCCAGUGGUCAUCACAAAGUUCAUACGUGGAGCCAGGGAAGUAGAAGUAGAUGCUGUGGCUAAGAAUGGCAAGGUUCUGGUCCAUGCCAUAACGGAGCAUGUGGAAGAUGCUGGGGUACACUCUGGAGAUGCAACACUGAUGCUUCCAACCCAAACCAUCAGCCAGGGAGCUCUAGAGAAGGUUAAAGUCGCCACCCGGAAAAUUGCACAAGCAUUUGAAAUUUCAGGGCCCUUUAAUACACAAUUUCUGGUUAAAGGCAAUGAUGUCAUGGUAAUAGAGUGUAAUCUGCGGGCGUCACGAUCCUUCCCUUUUGUCUCAAAAACGAUUGCCGUGGAUUUUAUCAAUGUGGCAACCAAAGUGAUGGUGGGAGAGCCUAUGGAUGAGUCCAGCCUUCCGUCACUAGAGAAACCAAUCAUUCCCAUAGAUUACGUAGGAAUUAAGGCACCGAUGUUCUCUUGGCCAAGACUGAGGGAUGCAGACCCCGUGCUUCGCUGUGAAAUGGCUUCCACUGGAGAAGUAGCUUGUUUCGGACCAAACAUUUAUUCAGCCUUCCUGAAGGCUAUUCUCUCCACAGGUUUUAAGCUGCCGCAGAAGGGCAUCCUGAUUGGGAUUCAACAAUCGUUUCGACCAAAUUUCCUAGCUACAGCACACCAACUAAAAGAGGAAGGCUUCAAGCUCUAUGCCACUGAGGCCACCUCUGCCUGGUUGUGUGCCAAUGAUGUUCCUGCCAUUCCAGUCGCCUGGCCAACUGAAAAGGAUGGAGACACAACAUUGCCCAGAAUAAAAAGCUUGAUCAGUGAGGGUCAUAUUGAUCUGGUUGUCAACCUGCCUAAUAACAACACUCGCCACCUGAAGGAUAAUUUCCUCAUUCGCAGAAUGUCUGUUGACCAUGGAGUUCCUCUCAUUACUAAUUAUCAGGUGGUGAAGCUGUUUGCUGAAGCUAUUUGUAAUGCACGUGAGCUUGACACCACCAGUCUCUUCCACUACAGACAGAAAGAAAGCCAACCAAGAUGAACCAGUCAGCAAGGCCAGUGA